Oncorhynchus masou masou (cherry salmon) is the source of this 1796-nucleotide messenger RNA. RefSeq names its product homer protein homolog 2-like. Gene Ontology annotation, molecular function: G protein-coupled glutamate receptor binding. NCBI's taxonomy places the organism in Eukaryota, Metazoa, Chordata, Actinopteri, Salmoniformes, Salmonidae. Gene Ontology annotation, cellular component: postsynaptic density; plasma membrane; cytoplasm. Gene Ontology annotation, biological process: G protein-coupled glutamate receptor signaling pathway; regulation of store-operated calcium entry. The record is from RefSeq and is a predicted model, not a curated record. Bases 561 to 1631 code for a protein of 356 amino acids. The transcript has 9 exons.
AUCAUUGUGUGGGAGGCAGGACUGUUGAGAGCAGGUGGAAGCCGCACUGUGUCGCUACUGCUGCUCUCUGCCUGCCUCUCACGAAACACUAACCCAUUGGGGAGAGAGCUGAGAGCGCAGAUCCGAGGCAAGGCAACUCCAGCGCAGCAGUCAAGGAAUAUUCAGCGAACAUCAUAACUUAUUAUUUUUUGAAAGCACAGCGUUUAUCAGCCUUGCGGUUGCGGAUAGAAGACACGGAACGGGUGGGAUCAUAAGUUGUCACCUCGUCUGAAUAAAUAAGUUAGGCUAAUGAAAUGGCAUUAGGUUUUCCUGUGAACGCUUGACUAUCAGGAGAAUCGAAACGCCGCUCAGCUCGCGAGGGAGUGCAGGGAUCAUAUUUCCCUACUCUCUGUGAUCGCAUUACUUGCUCGCAGCCGAUACGCUGGAAUGGACUUAUCCAAUAGCUAAUGCCAAGACUGGAUCUAUUUUAAUUACAUUGUUGUUAAAGACACUGCGUUUUUUUAAAGUUCGCUUCUUCCAACCUUUUUAUACUUGAAGGGUUGUCCCAAAACUCCGCGGCAAUGGGGGAGCAGCCAAUCUUCACCACCAGGGCCCAUGUGUUCCAGAUUGACCCGACCACCAAGAAGAACUGGGUCCCAGCCAGCAAACAGGCAGUCACCGUUUCCUACUUCUACGACUCCACACGCAACAGCUACCGCAUCAUCAGUGUAGAUGGAUCCAAGGUAGGGGUGAUCAUCAACAGCACCAUCACCCCCAACAUGACCUUCACCAAGACCUCCCAGAAGUUUGGCCAAUGGGCUGACAGCAGAGCCAACACAGUGUUCGGACUGGGGUUUGCCUCCGAGCAGCAGCUGGCCAAGUUUGCUGAGAAGUUCCAGGAAGUGAAGGAAGCAGCGAAGCUGGCCAGGGACAAGUCACAGGAGAAGAUGGAGACAUCGAGUAACAAUUCCCAGGAGUCGGGUCGUGAGACCCCCUCGUCCACCCAGGCCUCCAGCAUCAACGGGACGGACGAUGAGAAGAUCUCCCAUGGAGGGCCGGAGACCGCAGCGCUGAUGAGCGAGAACGACAAACUCAAGACCACUGUGGAACAGAGUAACACCAAUGCUAAGAAGUUGGAGACAGAGCUCCAGACUCUACGGGACAGUAAUGCUCGGCUGGUAGACGCGCUAACGGAGUCCUCCGCUAACGUAGAGAUCUGGAAGAAACAACUCAACACCUGCAAGGAGGAGAGCGACACGUUGAGGGAAAAGAUAGCAGAGUUGGAGUCUCAGUGUGAAAAGGCCAACGUGGAGAAGGAGAGGAACUCUAAGCUGACUGUACGAGUUCAGGAGCUGGAGACGGAGCUGCAGGACAAGGAACAGGAACUGGAGAACCUGAGGAAGCAAGCAGAGAUCAUCCCUCAACUCAUGGCAGAGUGUGAGAGCAUCACAGAGAAACUACAGGCUGCUGAGGUGAAGAACAAGGACCUGGAGGAUAGGAUGGAGGGUCUUCAGGCCGACAUCGAGGACAGCCAGUCCAAGCAGGGCAACAUGAAGGGAGAGCUGAAGAAGUUCAUGGACGUCCUGGAUGGGAAGAUUGAUGAGCUGCACGAGUUCAGGCAGGGCCUGUCCAAACUAGGGGUGGAUAACUGAGGGAGGAAGAGACAGAGGAGAGGAGAGAGGGAUGGAGGGAUGACCGGUUAGAGAUGGAGGUUUUAUAAAUACCUUCAGGACAGGACUCUGUGGUGCCACGCCCCCAAAGUGGAGACCACACUGAACCAAUCAGCUGUAAACACACUACACAGUACAGUACAGAGG